UCGAAAUUUCAAAGUUUCGAACGGUUUCCAAGAGGUUCCGAUUCCACUCACGACUCUCAAGCAACUCCGAUCAACAAUGUCUGCUUCGCCUACAGGAUCCGCCUCCGCGAUGGUUCUCGCUCCGUCUUCGGAAACUGAAUUGGAGCUCACAUCUAUCAUCUAUGAUGUGUCGCAGCAGGUCCAGAAAGUGAUGGCGGAUAUGCUUAAGAUGGCAAGCGAAAUGGACCAGAACUCUGCUGGAGUGACGGAGGAGAUUGGGAAAUGCAAAGAAGCGGCUAUGGAGAGGAAGAAAGCUUUGGACGAAGAGAAAGAGAAGUUCCAGAAAGCUGCUUAUUCUGUUCUGGAGAUGCUCAAUCGGUGACAUUGAUGACGACAAGUAAGGCUACAUGUUCUUAAGAAACAUUAAAUCUUCAAAGAGUUACAGCUUUACUAUACAUUCAAAUUUGCCUGUGGCUAUUGCAUUGUUGAACUCACAUGAGCACAAUCACUGGAAUUGGAGAACAAUAUGGGAAUUACACACGACGGCAAUAUUAUGCUCACAGCCCUUUUGAAAGUUUGUGUCUGGGAGAUGAGGCCCACGAGUUGUAUCGAAUGCCAGUCCACAAUCUAAAAGAUAAACAAGUGAUCAUCCUCUCUUAGGGCGUCCAGAUCUUCAACCUGUGUGCCAUCCUCCACGACGAUUUUGUUUCCUCUCUUUCCAAACUUCUUUUCUGCAUGACAAAAAAAUACAAGUGCUGGGGGGUGGGGAUCACACUUUUCAGGGAGCCAAGGCCUAUUUGACAGAUUCGUCUGUGUUUGGACCAAGUUUAGAUGUUAUUGAGAUAUACUCUUUUCACAGAUUGUUUCUAUUGUAAGCACGCUUAGUAAAAGUGGGUUGUCCAUUGGAAGUUCAUCACAACCUUAUGCAUUAGAUGUUCUUUGAGAAUUUCUUGACAAGAUAAUGGAAGUGUUAUUUCGUGG
Molecule: messenger RNA, 960 nt
Organism: Linum tenue
Lineage: Eukaryota; Viridiplantae; Streptophyta; Magnoliopsida; Malpighiales; Linaceae
Source: the annotation of a GenBank genome assembly